This is a messenger RNA of Caenorhabditis auriculariae, 2843 nucleotides long. The record is from the annotation of a GenBank genome assembly. NCBI's taxonomy places the organism in Eukaryota, Metazoa, Nematoda, Chromadorea, Rhabditida, Rhabditidae.
AUGGUGCUUGUAAAUGUCAAAUGGGGUCGUGAGAAGUACGAAGUCGACCUCAACAUUGAUGAAUCUCCACUUUUGUUCAAAUCUCAACUGUUUGCCCUGACCAAUGUUUUGCCGGACCGUCAGAAGCUCUUGGCUAAGGUUUCAUUGAAAAUGUUGAUAUUGUAAAAAAGUGAAACUUUCAGGGACGCACAAUCGGUGACGAAAGCUGGGAGGGCCUUACCGUAACUCCCGGCAUGAUGUUCAUGAUGAUGGGGAGGUUCGUUUCGUUACAUUCAUUUUGGAUAAGUUUUUUAUUUUCAAACUUUUCAGUUCUGCCCCGAUUCCGCAAGCACCGGUGCCCGGAGGCUUUGACAAAGACGACCAUCCUUUGGAACCUCGAAAGGCUGUGAUUUUACCACUUGGUCUCGGAAAUCUUGGUAACACAUGCUACUUCAACUCUGUUCUUCAAAUGCUUCAGGUACGGCUUUUUGAUAUAACUCAAAGCUUUCAAAUAUGAGAAUAGUUUACUGUUUCAUGAAAAAAAUGGUCUACCCUGUCCUACUUUGAGUACUAAAUUACUUUUGAACCCAUAUACAAUCAAAAAAAUUCAUUACCAAGUUUUUUUCAUAAAUUAAAUCAACGCCACAUUUUUCCAAUAUUUGAAUGAGUUUUGAUCCUGCAGGUUGUUCCGGAGGUUCAUUCAACGUUGAAGGCAACCAAACAUCCCCGAAUUUCGCUUCUAAGCGAAAUGAGCAAAACGUUCACGAUCAUCAACGAUCCAGAAUAUGCUGAAGACAACACCCACGUCCAGCCAUUUGUUCUUCUUGAAGUUUGAAUCAAAUAGAGGCCUGACAAGUUUGAAUGGUUUCAGACUCUGCGCACCCAUUUCCCACAGUUUGGAAGUGUUUCUGCAAGUGGCACUAUGGAGCAGCAAGACGCCAACGAAUGUUACACCGUUCUUUUGAACACCGUGCUUGCUUCGACCGAUAGGAACACUGGUAAAUUGAUCGAUUCCCGUUUGGCUUGUACUAUAGCUUAUGAAAGAACCUUCCACAGAAGAAGUAGAAAAAGUUUCGUUUAAAAACUUGUUGAAAAGUGUUUCAGGACACCCUGAUCACCCGAGGAAAUAAAAUUAUAUAACUUAAAUUAGCAAAUUUUUCCAGAAUCGAGAGACAAUGCAAGAAAAUACUUCGGGGGGAGGUUCGAAGUCAAAACCAAGUGCAUCGAAUCUGAAGAAGAAGAAGUUACAACAUCCUCAGAAACAUUCUACCAAGUGAGAUUCCAGAAGAAAAAAACAUCUUGCAAAAUCCAAUGUUCAGUUAUCUUGCUUCUUGAACCAAGAUGUCAAAUACAUCCAGACCGGGAUCAAGUGUGGAAUGAAAGAAGAAAUCGAGAAGUACAGCAACGUUCUCGGACGCAACAGCAAAUGGUUGAAAGAGGUUCUCCCAAUGAAAAGAAAAAAAAGUACAGAAACGUGUAGGAAUUGAUUGCACGUCUUCCGAAGUACGUCUCGAUCCAACUUGUUCGCUUUUUCUACAAAGAAAACUCUCAGGUUUUUCUAAUAGCUUUACAAAAAAUGACAAUUUUGUUAAAGACCAGUGCGAAGGUUCUGAAAGAUGUCAAGUUCCCGAUGAUGCUCGACUUGUACGACGUCUGCACUCCAGAACUUCAGGCUAAGCUUCAGCCCAUGCGCGCUUGCAUCAAGGUUCAUAGAAGUUUGAAAAUUUUCUGAAAAUCAAGUUUUCAGGAAGAAGAAGAUGCGAAAAUUGAAAUCGAGCAGAAGAAAAAGCUGAUGGACAAAGAUGAAGCAAAAGUAAACGUUUGCGAGAUCAAAUAAAAAAAUCAUUAAAUGAAAACUAAAGAGCUAUGUUCGUAUUUUGAUCACAAUUUCAAAGAAAUUCUCAAAAAGAACAACAUUAUGUCGAAUUUCGAAAUUAUUCGCGUCGAAAAAAUCUUGAGCCUAACCUCACAAAAUUUCUUUGAAACUGUGAUCAAAAUACGAACUUUUGGUUUACGGUUUUGAAAAGACUUCUCCCUAAAAACGUUGAAAAAAUUCUAGUUUUCUCUUUUUUUUUUGAUGACGUAAAGAUCCGUUAGAUAAGUGAGAAAAAUUCUCUUUUCCAGAAAUUCAAAGACAACGGCGAAGUUCUGCCAAGCGAGUUCGAAGAUGACAUUGGCAGCAACAACUCCGGAUUCUACGAACUCCAGGUGACGAUUAAAAUUUUUUUACAACAAAUGAAUUUUUGUAGGCGGUCGUAUCUCACAAAGGACGAACUGUGAAGUCAGGUCACUACGUGGCUUGGAUCAAGUCGGAAGGAAAAUGGCUUCUUUGCGAUGAUGAGAACGUCACGCCUGUGGAUGCGGAAAACGUUGGUUAUUUUUUGAGGCCUUCGAUGUAGAAAAUUUUGACUUGAGUUUGAAACUGGAUUGGGAAAAUGAUUUAAAAAUGAUUUAAACUGCUCAUGCUAAAAGUUAAAGCUUCAAGUUUUAAACUACUUGAAUGUGGAGCCGAUUCACGUCUAGCUUGGGGGCGUGUCCUGUCUGCGCUUUUUACCAACCAGGCACUGUCUCCUUUAUUAUCGUGUCGAGACCCAUUUUUUGAUUGCUCAAGCCAGUAUAUCAUCAAAAAACUAUAAAUUUUGAGUCGCUAUCUUUUAAAAUUUUUCAUGAGGCUCAAAACAGAUUGAUAAGAAAUAUUGAAAAAUCUGCUUCACAUAAGCAAAAAAAAACUGCUAUAAUGAAUAUUCCAGGUCCUGAAAACCUCCGGGGGUGGAGAUUGGCACACGGCCUACAUUCUUCUCUACGGAGCGCGUCAGGUCAAGAAGUAUCCUGCUCCAGCGGCCGAACCGGAGCCCAUGAACUGA